Molecule: messenger RNA, 586 nt
Organism: Cherax quadricarinatus
Lineage: Eukaryota; Metazoa; Arthropoda; Malacostraca; Decapoda; Parastacidae
Source: RefSeq, a predicted model, not a curated record
GUUGUCGUGAAGAACACAGGAGGGGAGAGCUUGAGCGGCGGCUCUACUGUUUUCUUGCUAAAGUCGUGUUCUGAUGUUGGCAUUUUGAAUCUUGGAGAAUUUGAACAACAAUGGAGGGAGUCGACAACUACAUACCAAAAAGAAUGCGAAUGGAUUGCAAGGUCUAUGUGGGCAACCUUGGCAACAAUGCUGCAAAGCAUGAGCUGGAGUCAGCAUUCACCAAGUAUGGUCCAUUAGUGAAUGUGUGGGUUGCACGUAAUCCUCCUGGCUUUGCAUUUGUUGAAUUUGAGGAUCCACGGGAUGCUGAAGAUGCAGUUCGAGCCCUGGAUGGAACUCGUUUAUGUGGUGUGCGUGUAAGAGUGGAGAUGUCCACUGGCCGAUCACGCCGUGAACGAUACCGUUCUUCCCCAAGACGAGGUGGAAGUAGGCGAUCAAGGUCCCGUUCACCUAGGAGGUUUGGUCGUUCUCGUUCCAGAUCACCAAGACGCUCCCGAUCUCGCUCCCCCAGGUAUGAUGACUACCGCCGAAGAAGUGAUUCACCGGACUUCAGGAGACGUUCCCGAUCCCGAUCAUAGAUGCAAAUGAA